GUUCUCCUUCACCAGUUCCGGGGGAAACUCGUCGGUGUCCCGGACCCUCGACUGCGGCUGUGGCUGCGGCUGCUGUCCUGCGCCCCCGUCCGACCGCCCUCCCACCGCUGUGCGGGUCCGACUCUCGCACCCUCCCCGCGCGACGCUCGGCUCCUCCCGGUCCCGCCUUCUCCGCCCGGGCGCCCGAGGGCAACGGAGGGUGGGGGGAGGGCGGAAUUUCCCAGUGGGGGGGGGCUCUGGUUUCCUUUGCCACCGGCCAGUCUCUUUCUGUUUACGGAGAGAAAGGGGAAAUGGAAAAGGCGGGGAGGCGGCGGCCGGCCUCCGCUGCGCCGCCCCUGGGCUGGCUCAGACGCCGUGAGUCAGGGGCCGACCAGGGCGGGCUGUGCGCGCCGGCAGCCCGGAGCUCACUUGUCCGCUCCGCUUCGGAGGACACGCCACGCUCUGGGGCCUGACGCCCUGGCUCCCGCUUCUGCCGCCGCGGGACUCCGGUGGCCCGGCGCGCCCGGCUCCCGAGGGCCAGCCACCAGCUGCGCUCCGAGUCGUCGGGGAGCAGCGACUGGAGCGCUCGGCCUGCGGGGCAACGCGGAGGCCACAGACGCUGCAGAAAUUGCAACAGUGAUGGAGGACAUGAGCACUGGAAGUGACAAUAAAGAAGAAAUUGAUUUACUGCUUAACCAUCUAAACAUGUCCGAUGUGAUAGACAUUAUGGAAAAUCUUUAUGCAAGUGAAGAGCCAGCAGUUUAUGAACCUGGUCUGAUGACCUUGUGUCAAGACAGUAACCAAAACGACGAGCGGUCGGAGUCUCUGCUGCUUAGUGGCCAAGAGGUGCCUUGCUUGUCAUCGGUCAGAUACGGAACCGUGGAGGAUUUGCUUGCAUUCGCAAACCACAUAUCCAACACUGCAAAGCAUUUUUAUGGACACCGACCACAGGAAUCUGGGAUUUUAUUAAAUAUGGUCAUCACUCCCCAGAAUGGACGCUACCAAAUAGACUCUGAUGUUCUCCUGAUCCCUUGGAAACUGACCUACAGGAAUAUUGGCUCCGAUUUCAUUCCUCGAGGGGCCUUUGGAAAAGUAUACUUAGCGCAAGAUAUAAAGACAAAGAAAAGGAUGGCGUGUAAGCUGAUCCCAGUAGAUCAAUUUAAGCCAUCUGAUGUAGAAAUCCAGGCUUGCUUCCGGCACGAAAACAUCGCUGAAUUAUAUGGCGCAGUCCUAUGGGGUGAAACUGUCCAUCUCUUUAUGGAAGCAGGCGAAGGGGGAUCUGUUUUGGAGAAACUGGAGAGCUGUGGACCAAUGAGAGAAUUUGAAAUUAUUUGGGUGACAAAGCAUGUUCUUAAAGGACUGGAUUUUCUACACUCGAAGAAAGUGAUUCACCAUGACAUUAAACCUAGCAACAUUGUCUUCAUGUCCACAAAAGCUGUGCUGGUGGAUUUUGGUCUGAGUGUUCAAAUGACUGAAGAUAUCUAUUUUCCUAAGGAUCUCCGAGGAACAGAGAUUUACAUGAGCCCAGAGGUAAUCCUGUGCAGGGGUCAUUCCACCAAAGCAGAUAUCUACAGCCUGGGGGCCACGCUCAUCCACAUGCAGACAGGCACCCCCCCCUGGGUGAAGCGCUACCCUCGCUCAGCCUACCCCUCCUACCUGUACAUAAUCCACAAACAAGCACCUCCACUGGAAGACAUAGCAGAAGACUGCAGCCCAGGCAUGAGAGAGCUGAUAGAGGCUGCCGUGGAGAGGAACCCCAACCACCGCCCGAGAGCAGCAGACUUGCUAAAACACGAAGCCCUGAACCCCCCCAGAGAGGACCAGCCACGCUGUCAGAGCCUGGACUCUGCUCUCUUUGAGCGCAAGAGGCUGCAGAGUCGGAAGGAACUGGAACUUCCUGAGAACAUUGCUGAUUCUUCAUGUACAGGAAGCACUGAGGAAUCUGAGAUGCUAAAGAGACAACGAUCUCUCUACAUAGACCUCGGAGCCCUGGCUGGCUAUUUCAAUCUUGUUCGGGGUCCACCAACACUUGAAUAUGGCUGACCAAUGAUGCGAUUGCUCUAAAUUAGGACAGCAUUUAUCUCCUUCUCCGACUGUAUAUGGUGGAGCUGUACAGUGAAUGAUGACGUUUAUUGGGGGACAGUGUGGGCUCCAGUGACUCAUGAAUGUGACUGCAGGUGGCCCCUGUGUCUUUGAUCUGUGAAGCUACUCUGAUGUGAUUCACCAGCUCUCAAAGUUCUCAUUUCUCAGGUGGUAGGACUCUCAAGGAAAGACGCUGAAAGUUCACCGAAGGAUCAUUUCUGCUGACUGAUUCCAUUCACUAGGCACUUUCCUCAACAUUCUAAAAAUACCAAUCGCAAGGAUAAUAUAUUAGCCCAAAUUACUAUUCUUGGUUCUUAUGUAAGUAUAGGGUCUUCAUUUAACUCAGACUAGUUUUGUAUAUAUUAGUGUAUAUUAUCUAGUGUAUUAUAUAAUCCUUUGAGCCUUUGUUGAUAGAUUCUUGUAUAAUUGCAUUCAUAAUGUUUUGGGUGACUAGAACAACUUGAAUAUUGUACCAUUAUGCUGGGCUAGGGUCUUAAAAAUGGCUAACCGAUGAAUUAGGAGUCAUCUGUCAGCAGGCCACUAGUGACAGUUUUGGUUUAUGUUCCUAUGGAAACAUUUUGUAUUGUACAUGCUAUGCUUAAAACAUUCAAGCCAUGUCUUUGAAUGUGGAUAAAACUGUGUAAACCACAUCAUUUCUGUACAUCCCUAAGGAUGAGAAUGUGACUUUUAAGAAAAAUAAAAAUUUUGUAAAUUACCAGCGAUGCUACUUUCAUACUUGUCAUGAUUCUAUUUUCUUUUAAGCAUUUGUAUAUCAAAAUGGCAUACUGUGUAUGUUGAAUAUCAAAUGCCUCUAUGACUCGCUCUUACAUAUAGAUACUGAACCUUGUAAAAUACGUGAGUAGUCCUGUUGAAAGUAUGAUUUUACAUUUUGCUAAUGAAACGCAACACUUUUGUCCACCAUGAUGGGUCGAAUCAACUGAAUAAAUUCUGUAUUUUGUCUUA
This is a messenger RNA of Nycticebus coucang (slow loris), 3024 nucleotides long. It is a transcript of the gene MAP3K8, whose product is annotated as mitogen-activated protein kinase kinase kinase 8. Gene Ontology annotation, biological process: protein phosphorylation. The coding region runs from base 619 to 2022 and encodes 467 amino acids. Lineage: Eukaryota; Metazoa; Chordata; Mammalia; Primates; Lorisidae. The transcript is spliced from 8 exons. The record is from RefSeq and is a predicted model, not a curated record. Gene Ontology annotation, molecular function: protein kinase activity; ATP binding.